Triplophysa rosa is the source of this 8859-nucleotide messenger RNA. It is a transcript of the gene ift172, whose product is annotated as intraflagellar transport 172. Gene Ontology annotation, cellular component: axoneme; intraciliary transport particle B; ciliary basal body. Gene Ontology annotation, molecular function: protein binding. Gene Ontology annotation, biological process: intraciliary transport. NCBI's taxonomy places the organism in Eukaryota, Metazoa, Chordata, Actinopteri, Cypriniformes, Nemacheilidae. The coding region runs from base 166 to 5403 and encodes 1745 amino acids. The transcript is spliced from 48 exons. The record is from RefSeq and is a predicted model, not a curated record.
ACGCAUUAAGCGUUUCGUUCAAAGCUACGUAACUACGUCAUACGCUCCUUCCUUGACGACGGUAACCAGGGAGAAAGCUAUGUUUACUAAAAUGUCUGCAGCCUGGCAACUAUCUCGCAAAACAUGUCUAUUUCAAGAAAUUUGAGUCACUAAUAAACCUGAAACAUGCAGUUAAAGUACCUGAAGACUCUUUUAACUCCGCAGGAUGGAGCUGCUAAAGUCACCUGUAUGGCUUGGGCUCCCAACAAUGCAAAGUUUGCAGUGUGCACUAUUGAGAGAGUGGUUAUACUGUAUGAUGAGCAGGGAGAGAAAAGAGACAGAUUUACUACAAAACCUGCAGACCCCAAAUAUGGAAAGAAAACUUACGUGGUUAAGUCCAUGGCAUUUUCUCCUGAUUCAACUAAAAUAGCUGUUGCCCAAACAGAUAACAUCAUAUUUGUUUACAAAAUAGGAGAGGAAUGGGGAGAUAAAAAAGUUAUUUGCAACAAAUUUAUACAAACGAGUGCAGUGACAUGUUUGGUUUGGCCGUCUGAGCAUCUGAUAAUAUUUGGGCUAGCGGAGGGAAAAGUUCGACAAGCCAAUACAAAAACAAGCAAGUCAUCAACAAUCUAUGGAACAGACUCUUACAUUGUCUCGCUAACCACAAAUGUCUCUGGAAAGGGAAUCCUUUCGGGACAUGCCGAUGGAACUGUUGUACGGUACUUUUUUGAUGAUGAUGGAUCUGGGGAAUCUCAGGGAAAACUGUUGACUCAUGCAUGCCCGCCUUACGCCCUGGCAUGGGGUACCAACAGUAUAAUUGUGGCUGGAUGUGAUAAGAAGAUCGUAGCCUACGGCAGAGAGGGUCAAAUCCUGCAGACGUUUGACUACAGUCGAGAUCGCUCAGAAAAAGAAUUCACAGUAGCAGCAGCGAGCCCCAGUGGUCAAUCCAUAGUCGUAGGAAGCUAUGACAGAUUGCGGGUUUUCAACUGGAGUCCUCGAAAAGCCAACUGGGAUGAAUCUUCUCCCAAAGAGAUUGCAAACCUGUACACUAUCACAGCUCUAGCCUGGAAGAAAGAUGGCUCUCGACUCUCUGUGGGUACACUCUGUGGAGGAGUCGAGCUGUUCGACUGCUGCCUCCGGAGGAGUAUUUACAGAAACAAAUUUGAGAUGACAUACGUUGGACUGAGUCAGGUGAUUGUGAAGAAUUUGUCCACUGGCACACGAGUGGUGUUGAAGUCUCAGUAUGGCUAUGAGAUCGAUGAGGUCAAGGUCAUGGGGAAGGAUCGAUAUAUCGUGGCUCAUACCUCUGAUACACUUCUGCUGGGAGACCUCAUGUCCAACAAGCUAAGCGAGGUGGCGUGGCAGGGCUCCGGAGGAAAUGAGAAAUUUUUCUUUGAAAAUGAAACGGUGUGCAUGGUUUUCAAUGCUGGAGAGCUGGCGCUGGUGGAGUACGGGAGCAAUGAUAUCCUGGGAUCGGUUCGGACGGAGUUCAUGAAUCCUCACCUUAUCAGUGUGCGGCUGAAUGAGAGGAAACAGAGGGGAGUGGAGGACAACAAAAAGUUAGCCUACCUGAUAGACAUCAAAACUAUUGCUAUAGUGGACCUUGUUGGUGGGUGUAAUAUGGGCACCAUAAGCCAUGACUACAAAAUCGACUGGCUGGAGCUGAACGAAACCGGUCGUAAAUUGCUCUUUAGGGACAAGAAACUCAGGCUCCACCUGUAUGACAUCGAGAGCAGCUUGAAGAGCACCAUGUUGAGUUUCUGUCCGUACGUUCAGUGGGUCCCAGGCAGUGAUGUAGUUGUGGCUCAGAACAGAGGAAAUCUGUGCGUUUGGUACACCAUUGACAGCCCGGAGAGGGUCACAAUGUUUCCAAUCAAGGGGGAUAUCGUAGACCUGGAGCGAUCCAAUGGUAAAACUGAAGUCAUCGUGACUGAAGGGGUUAACUCUGUUUCUUACACCCUGGAUGAGGGCCUCAUUGAAUUCGGUACAGCCAUCGAUGACGGCGACUAUCACAGGGCCACAGCAUUCCUGGAGACGCUGGAGAUGUCUGCAGAGACAGAGGCCAUGUGGAAGACCCUGAGCAAACUCUCCCUGGAGGCACGACAGCUCCACAUCGCCGAAAGGUGUUUCGCAGCUCUAGGGGACGUCUCCAAAGUGAGAUUCCUAAAUGAGACCAACAAGAUUGCAGAUGCAGUCUCUAAGGAAUAUGGUGGUGAUGUUAUAGACCACUACCAAGUGAAAGCGAGACUGGCAAUGCUGGAUAAAAACUUUAAGCUUGCUGAGAUGUAUUACAUGGAACAGAAUGCGGUUGAGGAAGCAAUGGAAAUGUACCAAGAGCUUCAUAUGUGGGAUGAAUGUAUUGCCGUGGCAGAAACAAGGGGCCAUCCAGAGUUGGACAGUUUGAGACGCAGUUAUUAUUCUUACCUAAUGGACACCAAUCAGAACGAGAAAGCCGCGGAGGUGAAGGAGAGUGAGGGAGACAUCACCGGUGCCGUUAACCUCUACCUGAAAGCUGGACUUCCUGCCAAAGCCUCCUGGCUGGCCAUGAGCAGAGAUGAGCUCCUAUCGAACCAUGACAUCAUGAGCCGCAUCACCGCCGCACUCAUUAAAGGAGAGUUCUAUGAGAGGGCAGGUGACCUGUUUGAGAGGAUAAGAAAUAAUCAAAGAGCCCUAGAUUGCUACAGGAAGGGAAGUGCUUUCAAGAAAGCCGUGGAUCUCGCUCGUGUUGCCUUCCCCGCUGAAGUGGUAAAGCUGGAGGAAGCGUGGGGAGAUUAUCUAGUGCAACAGAAACAAAUGGAUGCCGCUAUCAACCAUUACAUAGAAGCCGGCCGUUCCACCAAGGCCAUAGAGGCGGCGAUCGCAGCACGCCAGUGGAAGAAAGCAUUGCAUAUACUGGAGCUGCAGGAAGACAAGACUGCUACCAAAUAUUAUCCAAAGAUAGCCCAGUACUAUGCCUCUGUGCAAGAGUUUGAGGUGGCCGAGCGUCUGUUCGUGAAAGGAGAUCAUAUCAAAGAUGCUAUAGAUAUGUACACUCAGGCCGGGCGAUGGGAGCAAGCUCAUAAGCUUGCAGUGAAGUGUAUGACACAAGAGGACGUGUCUGCCCUUUAUAUCAGCAGAGCUCAAGACUUAGAGAAAGAGGGCAAGUUCAAAGAAGCUGAAAGGCUCUUUACCACUGUAGAUGAACCAGAUCUGGCCAUCACCAUGUACAAGAACAAAAAAAUGUACGAUGACAUGAUCCGUCUGGUCGCCAUACAUCACAAAGACCUGCUGCAGGAAACGCAUAUUCACCUGGCCAAGGAGCUGGAAUCCGAAUCCAGGUUUCAAGAGGCGGAGUAUCACUACCUAGAGGGGCAGGAUUGGAAAGCCGCUGUAAACAUGUACAGAGUCAACGAUAUGUGGGAGGAAUCUUAUAGGAUAGCAAAGAGCCACGGAGGAGCCAAUGCUCAUAAGCAGGUGGCAUACCUGUGGGCAAAAAGUCUUGGAGGAGAGGCUGCAGUUAAGCUACUCAACAAGUUUGGCUUGCUGGAAACCACCAUUGACUUUGCGACUGAUAACUACUCAUUUGACUUUGCUUUUGAGUUGGCACGACUCUCCAUGAACCAGAAGGCUCCUGAUAUUCAUCUGAAGAAUGCCAUGUACCUCGAAGACCAGGGCAAGUUCAAUGAAGCUGAAACAGAGUUCAUCAAAGCCGGGAAACCCAAGGAGGCUGUACUGAUGCACGUUCACAAUAAAGACUGGAGUAACGCACAGAGGGUCGCUGAGGCUCAUGAUCCGGAGAGUGUGGCUGAUAUUUUAGUGAGCCAAGCUAAGUUCUGCUUCGACCAGAAAGAAUUCCAGAAAGCAGAGGCCUUCCUGCUCCGAGCACAACGACCUGAGCUUGCUAUUAAAUACUACAAAGAUGCCGCGAUGUGGACUGAUGCAAUGCGAAUCUGCAAAGACUACUUACCCAGCAAACUGAGCAUCCUUCAAAAGGAAUACGAGAGUGAGGGCAACUGGGGUGUGGAAGGGAUGGUCGAGCAGGCUCAGGAGUGGGAACAGACGGGCGAGUACGCUCAAGCCGUAGACUGCUAUCUUAAAGUGAAGGACUCAUCUAAUAUGGAUUUGUUAAUAAAGUGUUGGAUGAAGGCAGCAGAAUUGGCCAUUAAAUUUCUAUCCCAUGAGAAGGCUGUGAACGUUAGUCAGGUCGUGGGACCACGCCUCACCCAGCUCAAAAAGUACAAUGAGGCUGCCGAGCUCUACCUCAACCUGGACCUCAUUAGGAACGCCAUAGACGCUUUUAUUGAAGGGGAAGAAUGGAACAAAGCCAAGAGAGUGGCCAAGGAGCUCGAUCCAAGGUUAGAGGAAUAUGUGGACAAACGUUACAAAGACCACCUGAAAAAUCAAGGCAAAGUCGACUCUUUGGUUGGAGUAGACGUGAUGGCUGCCCUGGACAUGUACGCCGAGAGAGGCCAGUGGGAGAAAUGCAUUGACACGGCUUCAAAGCAGAAUUUUAAGGUGUUGCACAAGUUCAUCGCCCUUUAUGCCACUUACCUGAUAAAAGAGGGCGAGGCAGAGAAAGUGCUUCACCUGUACGCCCAGCACGGUGUGCCCGCUUAUUCACAGAACUUCAACAUCUACAAGCGGAUGUUCCUGGAGUUAGUGAGUCUAAGGGACAGGGAUUGCGCGGAAGCUUAUCGGUCGUGGGCCGAUCUGAGAGAUGUCCUCCUGCUGCUGUGCGAAAACCUGACCAAAUCUUCAGAGGCUAAUUCUCCGGCUCAUGAGGAGUUUGAGCAGAUGCUACAUGUCGCUCACUAUUACGCCACACGCUCUGCAGCUAAAGGCAUUGACCAGCUGAGUCCUGUGGCUGCCAAGCUGUCCAUCUCUCUCCUGAGGCACACCGAGCUCAUCCCGGCCGACAAGGCUUUUUAUGAGUCCGGCCUGGCUGCCAAGGCUGUUGGUUGGGAGAACAUGGCUUUUAUCUUCCUGAACCGCUUUUUGGAUUUGGCUGAUGGCAUUGAUGAAGGCACGUUGGAGGCUCUGGAUCACACCGAUUUUCAAGACACAGAUAUUCCUUUCGAGGUUCCAGUACCUUCAAAGCUACACGUCACAGUAGAGAAGAGGGAGGAGAUUAGGGAAUGGGUUCUUACUGUGUCUAUGGACCAGCGGGUGGAGCAAGUGCUCCCCAAGGAUGAGAGAUUGACGUACGAGGCCUCCUUAGUGGCGGCUGGCACCGGUAUCCGGUCACUGCCUUGUGUCAUCACAGGUUACCCUGUUCUGCGCAAUAAAAUUGAGUUCAAAACACCAGGGAUGGCAGCAAAUAAGGAUGACUGGAAUAAAUUCCUGAUGGCUACAAAGACCACUCAUAGCCCAGAAUGUCAGGAUGUGCUGAAAUUUAUCUCGCAGUGGUGUGGAGGUCUCCCGUCAGCUGGAUUCUCCUUCCACUGAGAUCGGGGAAGGUGCACAAUAUCUGUUUCAAUAUCUGUCAUCACCCCGUUCUUCCUUUUCUCUCGUUCACAUGUCAACUCUUUAGCUUAAACAUAUAAUCACUUUAUUAUUUAUCUUUUGUAAAGAUGUUUAGUUCUGACUCAUCAUCUUCUGACCAUCUUUUGCAUCGCAAGUAUUUUGUCUGAUGGUCAUGAUGAAAGUCAUGACAGAGAAAAUGUCUUGAGUUCAGAAGGAUGUUCAUCUUAUUCAUUUGAGUUGAAUAUUUUGGUACUUAAAAACAAAAUAAAGGACUAAUAUUUCAUUAUUAUUGUCAGUGUUCUCGUGAACAUUUCUGUUAGCAAACUUUGGACAAAUUAUAAAGAAAUAUUGAACUGAAAGAAAAACAAUUGUUCAAUUUCUAUUGGGGGUAUUUUAAAAUUUUGUAAAAUUCCCCUUACUUUCUGUUCUGAAGGGUAUAUGCCCAAUGUGCCAAAUAUUAUUUAUAUUAGUUAUCAAUUCCAAAAAUUACUUUUCAGAGACAUGCACUAGUUAAUUAUUAUUUUUUACUAGACCAGUCGAUUUAUGAUAAAUAACAAUCACCUGUCAAACGACGCCACCUCGUGGAGAUCAUAACGUGUUGGGCGUGAGAGAACACACACACACACACACUCACUAGGUCGACCUGGUACAAUUUUAACUAAUAUAGCCCCUAAUGUUAUGUAGAGCAUUCAUCUUUAUUUUCGUGUCAGAUACUUCUUUCAUGAAAAUGCACUAAACCCGGAAAUAAGUCGAAAAUAUAUGUAGGCUAUGAAAGAGAGCCCUGGAUUUGUGGGUAGUUUUGAUUUCAGGUUCUCGCCGCUGCAAUAUUUGCCUGACUGAAUCCGUUACUGAUAAUUUCGAGUUGCAUUGUUUUUUCUCCAUUUUUUUUUCACCAUAAAUUACACACCAUAAUAAAUAGUUAACUGUCCCAAUGUCCUACAUUUUCAUGCCACAGUAUUUGAGCCCCAAAGUGUCAAGUGAUCAACUCGCAAACAUUAACAUCGCAUUGUUUUUAAUCAUCGCAAUUGCCGCGUUGUUUGCUGUCUUGAUUGAGAUAUUUUAAAAUAGGCCUAUAGCUUCCUUUUUAUUCCAAAAGCUUUUAUUAAAAACCACCCAUGCAAAUCCCACUGAAAUGACUUACAUUUGUGUCACGCGCUCACUGUGUCCCCGCGUCCUUCAAGAAUCAACAUUUACAAAAAUUACCGGGUCGCUGAUUGAAAUACAGGGGCAGCUGAAUUUAAUCUGCGACCUAAAUAUUCUUUGAUGAAAUAUGCUAAUGUAGGCUAGUCUACACCUCUGUCUAAUGAGGGUGAUCUGACAUUAUAGGCUGUCCUUAAAUACCCUUUAAAGGAUAUAGGCUUUGCCACAAGGCCGCUGCUCGCACAUCAGAAAAGGCCUAUUGCUAACAAAUUCUACUUGUUCUUCAUCACUUGUCUUUUUCCAUCUGCAAUGUCUUCGAGCAUGUUAGUGUCUUGCUUUUAGGUUGCGGUCUUUGUAAAGCAAAAUAUGCGACAUUAAAACGCACUUAGCAUCUUUCUAUCCGAAACUUAAAGUGCACGUUUUGUAAAAUGACAUCCUGACAAUCUCUUGACUUGACUGAACAAUUAAAAACGGAGGAAACACGACAUUCACAUCUUUCUAAACGCACAGAAGGCCCACACGUUUGUUUGAUUCUCGCGUUAUCAAAAUAACAUGUUAUGCGUCCUCGGUUAAAGCCUGUCAAUAACAUAAACAUUUCGUAUUAAUGUGUAAGAUAAAGACCGCAAUUCGAUCGAUCGAAAAGGAUUCGUAUUUAAAUCACAUUUAUGAGUCGCAACAAUAGCAUUGCUAUUUUUGAUGAUGACGACGAACGGAAUCAAUUUACGUUUGAUGGAGUUUUAGUUUCAUAUGUGAAAAGCGAUUUUUCAAAAGCCAUAGGCCCAUAUUUCCAAAAGUAGCCUUUAUCUAUAUAUAAACGACCUUGAAAAUGAGAUUCACGGUUAAUGAAUAUCUUAGAAAUGGAGAGAUUAUAUGAAAUAUUGAUUUGGAUGUACAUCUGUCUCUCAAAAAAUUGUACCACUUCACAAUAUUGAAGUGAAUAUGAAAGAUGAUAAAAACUGGAAUUCAAUGUAUAUUCAACAUGGCUGGGUAUUUGAAAUCCGCUUCCGUUUCUAUCACCAUAGAAAUAUAUCUAGAUGAAUGAUGUGUAUUGUUUUUUUUUUUACGUUAUUACUAGUAUUUAACCUUUUUUUGCUUUUUGACAAAACUAAGAAUUUCUCUGAGAUGUCACGUAAAACGCAGUUAAAGCGCGUAAACUUCUAUAACCGUUUCUAAAUUACGCAUCCAAGCAUGGGCCUGCAGCCUAAAUACUAAACAUCAACAUUUAUUGUGUGAAUUAUACGUGCACAAUAAUUUCAGAAUAAAGUUAGGGUUUCAGUAAAAAAUAACUGUAAUUCAUACAUCAAAAAAAUUGUAAAUGGUUGCGUGGAAAAAAGAAAUUAAUGUCUGUUUCGUGAAUAUGUGAUUUUAUUGACAACCUCAAAUUGUUUACAGAUUUUUCAGAAUCAUGGAUUCAAACGAACAGUCAUACAUUUUUGUGCCCUUACAAUGAGGACACAUUACAAGUGUCACUGUAAGUGCACACUGCUGUCCACUGACACUGUCAUUUAUGUGAGACAGACACCGUGUGAAAAUCAGCAGUCAGGUACGUUUUGUCUGUUUUAUUUUGUUGUCAUUGUAGGCCUCACAACCUAUCAAUCCGUAUUUCACCGUCUGCGUAGGCAAAAGGCUUUAAAACUUGAUUUUUUUAUUAAAAUGCUCAAUAAGUAGACCAAAAAGAGUAAAUAACUAAAUGCAUUUCAGAAAACCUCUAGUUAGUCGUGUGAUCCCCUUCUGUAAGGGUUCAUUUGUUCAUAACGUGGAAUGAUGACCACAUUUGCUCCGCGCAAAAUUCUAACAGAUUUGCAAAAAUCUAUAGACGCAUGCAGUUUGGCCGCAUUGAUGCGUCGGUUCGCCUUUACACACACGUUCGCGCUCUCAUAAAACCCUAUAAAAAAAAAUAAAAAAAAACGUCAUGCAUAGCAAGAUAUGGUCUGUCUGCGUCAAAAAUAGUCAUCGAUGAUAUUUGCCAUCUCUCUUGGCAUUCACCGCGUGCCUUAAUUGUAUGGACAUUUAAAUCAAGGUCCGCUGUGAACACGAAGAGAAGCGGGCCUAUUUUCAGCCUCAAUAUUCACAAUUGCACAACUAUACGACAGCAACGAUGUUGCACCAAAAUGUCUACGUCCUCUGUCGACCGGCGUAACAUCCAACAUCUCACGAGCGUCAUGCAUCCCUAAAGCAUCGGUGCAUCGCUUGCCAGAACAAUACCACUUUGUCAGCCUUCUAAAAAUAACAUAUAAUGUAAAAAAAACCCAAAGAAGUCAUAAAUGCAAGCGUUGCAUUGAUUACAUUACCUAUUUU